UGGAACUAUAGCUAACUUUUCUGAAAGUUGCAGGAGUCAAGAAAGUAGUCUAAAACUUAAACGAUCUUGUUCUAAAAGCAAAUGUUUAUAUGCUUAACGUAAUCUUAAACGUAAACAACACAGAGAUGUAUCGUUGAAUAGCAAAUUAACCGGAAACAUGUGGAAUUUGAUUUAAUUUCGACUAGCUAGCUAGUUAGCUGUUAGUUAUCUAGCUGGCGGGGACAGAAAUGUAUCCAUAGAAUACAUAUCACUUAGCAGGAUAGGGAUUAGGAGCUAACAAACUUUGUUGCUAGCUAUUUACCAAGGUGAAUCUACUGUGUUGUCAGUGUAAUCAGCCUUUUUUAAAACAAAGUUUUACCUAAUAUAUUUUUAUUUCCCUUUUACAAUCUGCCUCUUGGAUCUAAUAAACAUGACGCCUGACCUCCUUAACUUCAAGAAGGGGUGGAUGUCAAAACUGGAUGAGAGAGGAGAGUGGAAGAAGCAUUGGUUUGUGCUGACAGAUGCUGGUCUGAGGUACUACAGAGACUCAGGGGCAGAGGAGAAAGAUGACUUGGAUGGGGAAAUCGACCUCAAGUCCUGUGUUAAAGUGUUUGAGUUCGAUGUGGAGAAGAACUACGGCUUCCAGAUACAGACUCGGGAGGCGGUGUUCACGCUCUCCGCCAUGACCGCCGGCAUCAGGCGCAACUGGAUCGAGGUUCUGAGGAAGAGCGUUCAGCCUAGCAGCUCCCCCGACAUCACGCAACUGCCAGACAGCAGCAGUGAUAAGGAGAACUCGAACUCCCUGUCCCGUCCGCUCCCAUCCCGUCGCCCCUCGGCCCGGCAACCCAACAGCGAUCCCAGGUCAGAGGUCACGACCUCUGCCGCCGCCACCACACGUCGAUUCGACUACGUAGAACUGGCUCCCAUGCCAACGCCCGGUCACCCGCCGGCCGCCAAUCAGAGAGAGGCAGCGGAGUGGCAGGGCAAAGAGCAAGCCCAGCAGCCUGAGGAGAGGGGCAGGUGGUCGCAGCCCGGAGGCACUGCCAGGGAAACGGGCAGCAGCCAAUGGGAAGCCUUGCUGUCGAGGAAGGAGGCGGGCCCUACUUCUGAGCAGAGGCUGAAAAUCGAGGAGGAGAUUGAGAAGAAGUGGCAGGAGUUCGAGAGGCUGCCCUUGAAGGAGAUGAGAUCAUUGCCCCUGUUGGGCUCCCGUGCCGCCCAACAAGCCAAUGAGGCGCUGCAGAGGGAGGUAGUGGCGUCUCUGAGGCAGCAGCUGGAGCGGGUGAGGAGCGGGGGAGGGGGGAGGGGAGGGGGGGACGGCUGUGGACCUGAGGCCCCCUGCGGCCGCAGCCUGGCAGCCAUGGAGCGGGCCCACAGGCAGGCCCUGGAGGAGAUGCAGAGGCAGCACGAGCGCGAGAUGAGGGAGCUGGAGAGGGACAGAGACAGGCUGCUGCAGGAGGAGACCCGGGCCACGGCACAAGCGAUGGAGGUGCUGAAGAAGGCCCACAGGGAGGAGCUGGAGCGAGAGGUGGGGAGAGUCAGGAGGCUGUAUGGAGAAGGUGCUGACCCUCAGGCCCUGCAGACGCAACAACAGUCAGAGACUCGGGCCCUGCAGCGGGAGCUGGACAGCCUGUCGGAGAGGUACUCCCAAAAGUGCCUGGAGCUGAACAGGGCAGAGCAGAGUAGCGGAGAGAGGGAGAGAGAGAUCAGCCGCAGGGAGAGGGAGAUGGAGCAGCUGAGGAAGGAGAACCAGGAGCUGCAGUCCCGUCUAAUGGAGGAGAUCAGCCAUAUGCGCAAUGUCAUCGCAGGUCAAGGGUCAGAGGGCGUCUCCCUUGACGACCGUGAGCGAAACUCCUGUGAGCUGGAGGUGCUGUUGCGAGUGAAAGAGAAUGAGGUGCAGUACCUACACAAGGAGAUAACUUGCCUGAGGGAUGAGCUGCAUUCUCUCAACACGGAGAAGCAGGCAGCCUGCGAGCGCUACAACGAGGUAUACGCAGAGCUGAGCGGGAUGAAGAGCCGCAGUGAAAAAGAGAUCGAGGCCCUGAGGGAGCACCUGAAACUGGCCAUGGCUGCCCUGCAGGAGGGACAGCAGCUGGGGAAUAGCCUGGACCACUGAGACAGAGAGAGUACUAGUGACUUUCUGGAGAUGGGCCUUCAGGAACAGAGAAGCCCUCCAUGCAUUGGAAGAUGCAGAUAGUGCCUUCGCCUUUCAAUCAAUCAGCCAAUGAGCAGUGAACACUGGCUUCAGCUGAUCAGUUGUAUACACUGGGUCACCCAAAUAUGAAUCUGCACUUUUUUAUCUUUGGGUUUUUUAUUGUGUGUGGGGAAAGUAAGUGUCCAACAGACUGGAAUAUUUCAUAGAAUCAUCUCUUCCGUGGAUGAUGUGUCUAGACAAGGCGCUAUUGAAUUGUGUUAUUUUUACUUUGCUUGCCUCGGUGAAGCCAUUUGCUUUUUCCUAUACCCGACACAUAUUGAAAGGUGUACCAUUUCUGGAACAAACCAUCAUAACUAAGGACUUAAAGUCUGCAGUUCAUUGGGAGUCAUGUUAGGUUAUAUGUUAGGAGUUUGGUUGGGAGAUGAGCAGGAAUAUUUGGUAGAUUGUCACCCAAUCCUAGAUACAUGAUCUUGAGUUUUUACUUUUUAGAUUUUCUUAUUUUAACUUUUGAAAACCGUUGUUGCUCUAUCAGCUUCAUGCACAACAUCUAUAGAGAAAUAAAACCUGUGGGAGUGUGUCUCGUUACUGUUUACUUUUUUGGCACAGACACAAGAUAGACAUCUUCUACAGUUAUAUUUAUACAGACUCUUGGGAGAUGCCAGGGAGUGUGAUUAUCUAGAGAACCCAUAAACACAUAAACAACCAGGAAAACACACAACUCAAAUGCCUGUACUCCAUCUGUAUCUCUGUCCCUGGGGGACCACACAGCUUCUAGCUGUUUUCAGUUAAGGUUAGUUUGUGUUUUUGAAUUAAUCGCAUGUUCACUUGCAGAGCCCUGAUUUCAAAGUGAAAUCAAGGGGAUGGAGGAGGAAUAUUUAAAGUGUUUAUCAGAUGACCUGGACAUGUUGUAGGCGCGAGUAUGUGUGUGCCACAGUGACCUAGUGUUUCUUAAAUGAGCCAAUGUUUUUUUUUAUGUAUUUUGUGAGGAGCUGUGAGGAGAUAAUCAACUGGAUAUG
Messenger RNA from Megalops cyprinoides (Indo-Pacific tarpon), 3147 nucleotides. It is a transcript of the gene triobpb, whose product is annotated as TRIO and F-actin binding protein b. The record is from RefSeq and is a predicted model, not a curated record. Gene Ontology annotation, molecular function: actin filament binding. Gene Ontology annotation, cellular component: actin cytoskeleton. The transcript has 13 exons. Bases 410 to 2092 code for a protein of 560 amino acids. Gene Ontology annotation, biological process: actin filament organization; positive regulation of substrate adhesion-dependent cell spreading. NCBI's taxonomy places the organism in Eukaryota, Metazoa, Chordata, Actinopteri, Elopiformes, Megalopidae.